This is a messenger RNA of Oryzias melastigma (Indian medaka), 3975 nucleotides long. It is a transcript of the gene slc6a2, whose product is annotated as solute carrier family 6 member 2. The record is from RefSeq and is a predicted model, not a curated record. Lineage: Eukaryota; Metazoa; Chordata; Actinopteri; Beloniformes; Adrianichthyidae. Gene Ontology annotation, biological process: sodium ion transmembrane transport; dopamine uptake involved in synaptic transmission. The coding region runs from base 486 to 2363 and encodes 625 amino acids. The transcript has 15 exons. Gene Ontology annotation, molecular function: dopamine:sodium symporter activity; norepinephrine:sodium symporter activity. Gene Ontology annotation, cellular component: neuronal cell body membrane; neuron projection; presynaptic membrane.
AAAAAAAAUAAAAACAGUGCCCAGGGUACAGAAAAGUCUUAAUCCGGCCCUGGUUAGAGAAACUCUGCUCCUCCAAAAGAGAUCGCCAAGCUGAAGUCAAACUGGAGAGACAGUGUUCAAGUUUAAAAUAUCACGUGGAAGAGAGAGAGAGAGAUCGGAAACGGAUUUAAAAGCUGGCAUUUUUUUAAUCGUCUCUGCUUGAGAAGGCGAGUCUCAAAGUUGUUUCAGAAUGGGCAGUCUUUCGUCAGAUGCGUUCGGACAGCUGCAGCAUCGGGUCAUGGAGAGGUGUCCUUAAUUUUACCAACUGAUGUGCGCGGAGGUGUCACCUCUUGUUACACCGGAGAAAGCUCUUUUGUCAGGUUUUUGCCAGCGGGAUAGCGAUCCUCGACCCAGCGCCAAGACUUCAACCAUCUGCUGCGCAAGAACCCGCAGGGGGCCGUGAGAGCAGCGCGCCCGCGUGGGCUUUGUACGCAUCCCCCGACAAGAUGAACAUCCAGGUUCUGCCAGAACACAAGCUCUCGUCGGUCGCCCCGCUGAAGCAGUGCAAUGUGGAGAAGAAAGAAGUAGAACUGAUACUGGUGAAGGACCAGAAUGGUGUCCAGUACACCAGUUCCACCAUCAUCCCCACCCCUGCUCGGUGCGCGGCUCCGCGCGGAACCUCCUCCGACAUCGACAGAGAAACUUGGGGCAAGAAAAUAGACUUUCUGUUGUCAGUCAUUGGCUUCGCGGUGGAUCUGGCCAACGUUUGGAGAUUUCCUUACUUGUGCUACAAAAAUGGAGGAGGUGCCUUUUUGAUCCCCUAUAUUCUUUUCUUGGUAAUUGCGGGGAUGCCAUUGUUCUAUAUGGAACUCGCCUUGGGCCAGUACAACAGAGAAGGGGCGGCAACAGUUUGGAAAAUAUGUCCUGUCUUUAAAGGUGUGGGCUACACUGUGAUCGUCAUAGCCCUUUAUGUUGGCUUCUACUACAACGUGAUCAUAGCCUGGUCACUCUACUACCUGUACUCCUCCAUGACCGCUGAGCUGCCGUGGCUCAAAUGUGACAACAAGUGGAACAGUGAGAACUGCACCAAUCCGAAUAACAUCAACGGCACCGUCAUUGGCGAUAACACAUCUUAUGCCAAGUACAAAUUCACCCCAGCGGCAGAGUACUACGAACGAGGUGUGUUGCAUCUCCAUGAAAGUAAAGGUAUCCACGACCUGGGUCUGCCUCGCUGGGAACUAACGUUGUGCUUGGUUGUGGUGGUCUUCAUUCUCUAUUUCAGCCUAUGGAAAGGUGUCAAGUCUUCAGGGAAGGUGGUGUACAUCACAGCUACAAUGCCAUAUGUUGUGCUGUUCGUGUUGCUCAUUCGAGGCAUAACGUUACCAGGGGCCUUGGAUGGCAUCAAGGCCUACCUUCACAUUGAUUUUGCACGACUCAACAAUCUGCAGGUUUGGAUUGAUGCUGCCACACAAAUAUUCUAUUCAUUGGGAGCUGGAUUUGGUGUGCUCAUCGCCUUUGCCAGCUAUAACAAGUUUGACAACAACUGCUACAGGGAUGCCAUCUUGACCAGCACUGUGAAUUGCAUCACAAGUUUCGUCUCAGGGUUUGCCAUCUUUUCCGUGCUGGGAUACAUGGCUCAAAAACACCAAGUAGACAUAGAUAAGGUGGCAACAGACGGGGCGGGUUUGGUGUUUAUCAUUUACCCUGAGGCAAUUUCUACACUUCCUGGCUCAACAUUUUGGGCCAUUGUGUUCUUCAUUAUGUUGCUGACUUUGGGCAUCGACAGCUCGAUGGGUGGCAUGGAGGCAGUGAUCACAGGCCUUGCAGAUGACUUUAAGAUUCUCAAGAGGAACAGAAAGCUAUUUACCUUCGCCACAGCUUUUGGAACCUUCCUCUUUGCCCUCCUCUGCGUCACCAAUGGUGGAAUCUAUGUUUUGACUUUGUUAGAUAAGUAUGCAGCUGGGACUUCUAUACUUUUCGGUGUGCUGAUUGAGGCCAUUGGAGUGUCAUGGUUCUAUGGUGUGGACCGCUUUAGUGAAGAUAUUGAGCGAAUGAUGGGCUUUAAGCCAGGACUGUACUGGAGGCUCUGCUGGAAAUUUGUCAGCCCCAUUUUUCUUCUGUUCGUGGUGAUAGCCAGUACUUUGACUUCAACUGGGCUGAAGUAUGAUGAAUAUGUUUUCCCUGAGUGGGCCAACCAUUUGGGCUGGGCUGUGGCCAUGUCCUCAAUGCUGUUUGUUCCCUUCUACGCCAUAUAUAAGUUCUUCAGUGUGCGAGGAACAUUCAAAGAGAGAAUAGCCUACUGCAUCACUCCAGAACAUGAGCAUCACAAAGUAGCAGAAGGAAAUGUACGGCAGUUCAAACUCAGGCACUGGUUGACCAUUUGAUAAGAGAAGCCCAGAUCGCCGUGAUCCAUCAUCUGGAUUUCCUUUUGUGCCACCAGUAAUCGAACAGACAAGGAGAGCUGCAGGCUCCUGCUGCUCUUAGCAGCCUUUGUCCUCAACAGUGGGAUCAAGCACUUUGAUUUGUUAACUAAUCUACUUCUUAAGCUCAAGCAGGAAACCCUAUGGACAUCAACAUGUUUGUUUUUUUUAAUCAUAAAUUUGCUCAUAACAUGCUGAGAUUGUGCAGCUAUAACCUCUUGGAAGAAAUAUAAACUACAGUUAGCAUCUGAAAAUGUCUCAAUAUUUCUGUAUAGAGACCAAAACAUGAAUCUAAGAGGGAGUUUUUUUUUUUUUCUUAAAUUGAAUAUUAGCAAAAUAAAAUGGUCUGUUAUUUUAGCACAAUUGCUUCUAUCUGCUAGUGCCUUAUUAAGUGAUACAGUCCAUGUUUCCCACAGUUCACACAAAAAAUGAAUAAACUGUGUUGACUCAGGAACCCAGAAAAAAAAAAAAUCAAUAGAUUGUGAAAGAAGAUCUCUUAAUUUGACAAUACUGUCAAGUGUGAGUUAUUUGGCCAAAAAACAAACAAACAAAAAAAAAACAGAUAUUGGAUGUUUUUCUGUCACUUUUUUUGUUUUUGUGCCUCAUUCUUUUUUCUGGAUUACAGAAAAGGGAAUAUUGCAUAGAUGUUAUCAAAACUCUUAAAGCACUGUUACAAGCUUUGUGAAUUUUAGUGCUUUUGAAAGCGGGGCUUGCUGCCAAGCUUUAGCUUUAAGGAAACCUAACACAGAGCUUGAUCAGUGCCCAGCUGCUCACUUUAGGCAAGGAGGGAGGAGUUACACCAAAAAAAAUGGCAUUACUGUUACAGAUCAUUUUAUAUUAAUGUUUGAUUUUGUGUCUAUUGAAUCCUCUAUGGAAUCUGUGUGACUUUUUCUUCAGACAUAAAAAGAGAAAGGAAGGAGAGUUUGUGAGUAUGUGUGUGUGUAUAUGACUUAUGAACGUUUGCUGUUGGUGUUCAGAAGACAGACGACUGAAAACUGAAAUGGACUGCUUUUAGUGUACUGUAUGAUAACUACAUAGUAACUUUUAUUUUUCAUUUAAAACAAAAAAAUGUUUUACAUCACCAUUAAAGUGCCAAUUUUUUCUGUUUUCAAAUUGCCCUUUUAUCUAAAGAAAUAUGGUUUAAAAUUACUUUGAAUCAAACAGAACACUCCUGCUAAAAAAAAAAAAAAGAAAAAUAUAUUUGUUCAAUAUAUAAAAAGACAUAAAAAUAUAUAAAUAUAUUCUUUUGGUAUAAAUAUAUUCUUUUGUUAUAUCUCAUGUUGUAUUUAUCAAGCUGUUCAUAGCACAUCGUGAAUUGAAAGUAUUUCAAAUGUAUCUGUCCAGAAUUAUAACAAGUUGUCUGAUGUAUAGCUCAAACGAUCGACUUAAAAAGAGAAUAUUCCUCAGUGUAACCCUGGGCUACUUUGUCUUGUAUGAAUGUGAACAAAAUACACCCUGGCUCUCAUCAACCAUGUUUACAGAUAUACUGAAUACAAUAAAAAUGUCCUGUUGAACGUGAGUGACAGCUGUCUAUGACGUCUAAAGUAUACACAAAUAAAAAAUUUCUUCUACACAA